Messenger RNA from Penicillium vulpinum, 4896 nucleotides. RefSeq names its product NACHT nucleoside triphosphatase. The transcript has 3 exons. Lineage: Eukaryota; Fungi; Ascomycota; Eurotiomycetes; Eurotiales; Aspergillaceae. Gene Ontology annotation, biological process: nucleoside metabolic process. Bases 1 to 4896 code for a protein of 1631 amino acids. The record is from RefSeq and is a predicted model, not a curated record. Gene Ontology annotation, molecular function: protein binding; catalytic activity.
AUGGCUGAGAAUUCCCAAUCUCAGCCAGAGCAAUCAGUGUCAGGACAGAACAAAGCUAGUCCCGACACACCACCAUGCCGAAAGCGACUCCAACACGAUGCCUAUACCAUCGGAUGGGUGUGCGCCCUUCCAAAAGAACAAACAGCAGCCAGAGCCAUGCUAGAUAAAGAGCACGAACCUCUCCCGACCCCUCGAAAUGAUCAUAACGCAUAUACUCUUGGCUCGAUACGCGGCCACAACGUCGUCAUAGCCUGCCUACCUAACAUGGGAACCAAUUCUGCCGCAACCGUCGCGACCUCAAUGAUCAACACGUUCCAAUCAAUCAGGUUCGGGCUUAUGGUAGGGAUUGGCGGCGGAAUUCCGUCAAAGGUCAGUCUGGGUGAUGUGGUGGUCAGUCAACCUGUUGCUGACUAUCACGGGGUGAUACAAUGGGAUAUAGGGAAGCUGGAACGGGAUGGGCGGUUUGUCCACACGGGCUCGCUGAACCGACCUCCGAACGCGCUACUCAAUGCCUCGAACCAGCUGAAAAGUAACCAUGAGAUGUACGGAUCAAAGAUAAAUGAGUACCUGGACGAUAUGGAAAGGAAAUUCCCGCGGCUAGCGCCAAAAUAUACGCGGUGCGAGGCCUUGCAAGACCCAUUAUUGGUAUCCGAGCGGUUCCGGACUCCGAGGGAAGUCUAUUUCCUGUCUUGGUUGUGGCAGGCGAUCAUCGCGAUUAUCGCAUAUCUUCUUGGUUCAUGGGCCAUUAAUCCGGUAAAUGAGGAGAAUGUGCGGGUAUCAGAGAAGGCAGAGGGUGCAAGGGCCCCAAGAGAUGUCAGGGUACACUAUGGCCUGAUCGCAUCCGGGAACAAAGUGAUUAAGGAUGCCCAAUCCCGAGACCUCCUUGACAAAAAAUACGGCGGGCGCUUACUAUGCGUGGAGAUGGAGGCAGCUGGGCUCAUGAAUGACUUCCCAUGUAUUGUUAUCCGAGGCAUUUGUGACUACGCGGACUCGGGAAAAGAGAAAACCUGGCAAGAAUAUGCGGCAGCCGUGGCCGCUGCGUACGCAAAGGAACUUUUGGGAUGUGUGCAGCCUAGUGUUGUUGAUACGGAGGAUACAGCAAAGGCUAUUUUGGAAAAGGUGCAACUGCAGAUCGAUAGCAUGCAGCAGACAACAGCUGCAACAAGAGCCACUGCAGAUUCUAUCAGAUCUGACCUUCAUACCAGUGAGAUCAAGCGCUGGCUUUGUCCCCCGGAUCCAUCUUCAAACGCCAGCCAUGCUAGGACGCUCCGCCAUGAGGGGACUGGCGCGUGGCUGCUCGAAUCGCCCGUCUUCCAAGAGUGGCACUCGGGGUCACGUCGACAGUUAUGGCUGCACGGGCUCGCGGGGUGUGGAAAGUCGGUUCUUAGUACCACUGUGCUUGAUCAUCUCGCAAACCAAAACGACGAUCUUAUCCUUAGCUUCUUCUUUGACUUUAACGACGUCGCAAAACAGACAUUGGAAGGCAUGCUGCGCUCGCUUGCUUUCCAGCUUUACCGCCGUGGGGUGGACUCCGCAAACCAUCUCGAUGCUUUGUUCCAGGCGCACCGAAAUGGCAGCGACCAACCUACGACAAAGGUGCUUUGGAGUGUUGUUUUCAAGAUGCUCGUAGCUCAGAGGAAGGUCUCUAUUGUUCUGGACGCAUUGGAUGAAUCGAAAACAAGGGACGCUGUGCUCGGGUGGAUUAAGGAUAUGGUGUCCAGGCCAGAGUUGGUCCAUGUUCAGCUGCUUCUUACCGGUCGACCUGAAUCCGAGUUUCUGCGCGACAUUCCCCCCUUAAUAGGAAAGCAAAACAGCCUGGCACUUGAUAAGCAAGCCAUCAACUCCGAUAUUCGAUCGUGGGUCAUAGCACAACUUUCUCAACGGCGUGAUUUUACAGAGAAGCCCUUGUCCCCGAACCUUCUGGAAGAGAUCCGGAAAAAGGUUGGCGACGGCGCCGACGGGAUGUUUAGGUGGGCGUUCUGUCAGCUAGACAGCCUGGCUCGAUGUCGUCACGAGGCAGCUAUGGAGGAGGCUCUUGAAUCUUUGCCGCUGGAUCUCAACGAGACAUACGAGCGUAUAUUUGAAAGUAUACCAUCGGAGUUAAAAACUGACGCGAUACGGCUUCUCCAAUUCCUAGUGCAUUCCAAGCGACCUCUAACGCUGGCUGAGGUUAAAGAAGUGAUAGCGACGCAGAUUGAAGACGAGUCACGAGGGUUUGACAUAAAGCGUCGAUUGUUUUGCGAGACUGAUAUCUUAGCUUACUGUCCCAGCUUAGUGACAGUCAUCUAUAACAAUGAUAAAGAGUUGCAUCUUGCCCAUUUUUCUGUGGAAGAGUACCUUCUCAGACAUGACCAAUUCCAGAUUACGACUGCCAGCAUUUCCAUCACGAGGACGUGCUUGAUAUAUCUGACAGACAUCAACGGUAGCGAAAGAGAGAUAACGCGGUAUUUUCCGAUGGCAAGAUAUGCGGCCGAACAUUGGACAUACCAUGCUACGUUAACACUGGCCUACGAGGAGAUUACCCAAAGAAUAGUGAGCUUUCUAGAAACGGAAGAGACAUUUCAAAGAUGGGCUCGUUUGCAUCAGGCUGAUAGGAGUUGGGACGAUAGCCCUGGAGCUGCGCGCGGCUCUAGGCUCUACUAUGCUUGUUUUAAUGGACUUGGAGUGCCUGCACGCGAUCUUAUUGAUAAGGGAGCAGAUGUCAACGCGCAGGGCGGCUACUAUGGCAACGCUCUCCAGGCUGCCUCACUAGGAGGCUAUCAAGAGAUUGUCAACCUGCUUUUGAACAAGGGAGCAGAUGUCAACGCGCAGGGCGGCGAGUAUGGCAACGCUCUCCAGGCUGCCUCACAGGGAGGCCAUCAAGAGAUUGUCAACCUGCUUUUGAACAAGGGAGCAGAUGUCAACGCGCAGGGCGGCGAGUAUGGCAACGCUCUCCAGGCUGCCUCACUAAGAGGCUAUCAAGAGAUUGUCAACCUGCUUUUGAACAAGGGAGCAGAUGUCAACGCGCAGGGCGGCGAGUAUGGCAACGCUCUCCAGGCUGCCUCAGAUGGUGGCUAUCAAGAGAUUGUCAACCUGCUUUUGAACAAGGGAGCAGAUGUUAACGCGCAGGGCGGCGAGUAUGGCAACGCUCUCCAGGCUGCCUCACUAAGAGGCUAUCAAGAGAUUGUCAACCUGCUUUUGAACAAGGGAGCAGAUCUCAACGCGCAGGGCGGCAGGUAUGGCAACGCUCUCCAGGCUGCCUCACUAGGAGGCCAUCAAGAGAUUGUCAACCUGCUUUUGAACAAGGGAGCAGAUGUCAACGCGCAGGGCGGCAGGUAUGGCAACGCUCUCCAGGCUGCCUCAGAUGGUGGCUAUCAAGAGAUUGUCAACCUGCUUUUGAAUAAGGGAGCAGAUGUUAACGCGCAGGGCGGCAGGUAUGGCAACGCUCUCCAGGCUGCCUCAGAUGGUGGCUAUCAAGAGAUUGUCAACCUGCUUUUGAACAAGGGAGCAGAUGUCAACGCGCAGGGCGGCGAGUAUGGCAACGCUCUCCAGGCUGCCUCACUAAGAGGCUAUCAAGAGAUUGUCAACCUGCUUUUGAACAAGGGAGCAGAUGUCAACGCGCAGGGCGGCAGGUAUGGCAACGCUCUCCAGGCUGCCUCACAGGGAGGCCAUCAAGAGAUUGUCAACCUACUUUUGAACAAGGGAGCAGAUGUCAACGCGCAGGGCGGCACCUAUGGCAACGCUCUCCAGGCUGCCUCACAGGGAGGCCAUCAAGAGAUUGUCAACCUGCUUUUGAACAAGGGAGCAGAUCUCAACGCGCAGGGCGGCGAGUAUGGCAACGCUCUCCAGGCUGCCUCAGAUGGUGGCUAUCAAGAGAUUGUCAACCUGCUUUUGAACAAGGGAGCAGAUGUCAACGCGCAGGGCGGCGAGUAUGGCAACGCUCUCCAGGCUGCCUCACUAGGAGGCUAUCAAGAGAUUGUCAACCUGCUUUUGAACAAGGGAGCAGAUGUCAACGCGCAGGGCGGCACCUAUGGCAACGCUCUCCAGGCUGCCUCAGAUGGUGGCUAUCAAGAGAUUGUCAACCUGCUUUUGAACAAGGGAGCAGAUGUCAACGCGCAGGGCGGCGAGUAUGGCAACGCUCUCCAGGCUGCCUCACUAGGAGGCUAUCAAGAGAUUGUCAACCUGCUUUUGAACAAGGGAGCAGAUGUCAACGCGCAGGGCGGCACCUAUGGCAACGCUCUCCAGGCUGCCUCAGAUGGUGGCUAUCAAGAGAUUGUCAACCUGCUUUUGAACAAGGGAGCAGAUGUCAACGCGCAGGGCGGCGAGUAUGGCAACGCUCUCCAGGCUGCCUCACUAGGAGGCUAUCAAGAGAUUGUCAACCUGCUUUUGAACAAGGGAGCAGAUGUCAACGCGCAGGGCGGCACCUAUGGCAACGCUCUCCAGGCUGCCUCAGAUGGUGGCUAUCAAGAGAUUGUCAACCUGCUUUUGAACAAGGGAGCAGAUGUCAACGCGCAGGGCGGCACCUAUGGCAACGCUCUCCAGGCUGCCUCACAGGGAGGCUAUCAAGAGAUUGUCAACCUGCUUUUGAACAAGGGACCAGAUGUCAACGCGCAGGGCGGCAGGUAUGGCAACGCUCUCCAGGCUGCCUCAGAUGGUGGCUAUCAAGAGAUUGUCAACCUGCUUUUGAACAAGGGAGCAGAUGUCAACGCGCAGGGCGGCGAGUAUGGCAACGCUCUCCAGGCUGCCUCACUAGGAGGCUAUCAAGAGAUUGUCAACCUGCUUUUGAACAAGGGAGCAGAUGUCAACGCGCAGGGCGGCAGGUAUGGCAACGCUCUCCAGGCUGCCUCACAGCGAGGCCAUCACGGCAUUGUCAAUAUGCUUCAAAGAAGAGGCGCUAUCACAUUGCCUUCACCGUAG